Molecule: messenger RNA, 330 nt
Organism: Funneliformis geosporum
Lineage: Eukaryota; Fungi; Glomeromycota; Glomeromycetes; Glomerales; Glomeraceae
Source: the annotation of a GenBank genome assembly
AUGGACGAGUCAUCGUUCGAGAAUGAAAAGGCUACUUUGGAAUUUGGUAAAUAUUUAGAACCAAAAAUAGAAUUUAUUGAUGCGGUAAAGGAUGCUUUAAAUUCAAAGGAUGUUAAGAAGUUUAAAAUAAUCCUUGAGGAAUUUGGUCAAUUCAUCUCAACUGAAGUUAUCUUGGGUGGUAAAGCUUUUAUUAAAGGGUUAAAUAUUUCAAAGGAACUUUUUAAGUUAAGUUCUAUUGAAGUUUCAGCGAAUCUAAGUACCGGACCUGCAGUUGCCAAAACAUCAAAUCUUCGAAUGGAAUUUCUGAUUACUCACAACUCAAAAGUUUAA